This is a messenger RNA of Psylliodes chrysocephalus, 745 nucleotides long. Lineage: Eukaryota; Metazoa; Arthropoda; Insecta; Coleoptera; Chrysomelidae. The record is from the annotation of a GenBank genome assembly.
UAUUUCGAACGUACAAAACUGUAAUUUACAGAACGACGCGUAAUUCCCUCUAGCACCUAAUGAUUCAUGUGGUUAUUUAUCGAUAUAUUUAUUUUAACAGUUCACUGUGUGCUGAUAAACUCUAUUAAAAUGUUGUGCUUUUUAAUAUUAUCCAGUUUCUUGUUAUACGGAACUAAAUGCCAAGAUGAUUCUGAAGGUUUAUAUACAUCCAAGGUCCUUCGUAAUAAUAAUUCCUUACUUUUGGAAUACGAAGAUUCCAGAUACUUUUUUAAUACAGAGUUUGAAGCCAAUUUCUUCAGCGCAUUUCAGUUUUGCAAAAAACGAAACAUGGAGCUAUUGAGUAUUGAAAGUGCCGAUGAAAAUAAUAGAAUUGGACUGUUUCUUGUAGAAAAAGGACUGUCAGCUCUUCGUUUUUGGACAUCGGCAGUUAACCUGGUCAGUCCAACAGCGUGGAUCUGGUUGGCCACAGGAAAAGAAAUUAAAUACUUCAAUUGGGACAAUGGUGAACCAACGGGAAAUAUACCGUUUGUAUCAAACUAUGAAAAUUGUAUUCAAGCAAGACACGAAGGCAACCGCGGAUUUACAUGGAACGAUUUAAAUUGUCAUUUCAAAAAUUACAUCAUCUGUGAAGCUCCAAUAACUUGCAAGUGUAUUAGCCCAAGAAGUAUAUUUUAAACGGUUUAUUAUUCAAAUAAUAUGAUAGCAUCGAUAAAGACACCACCAAGCUUGGAUUAAUAACAAAAUC